This is a messenger RNA of Grus americana (Whooping crane), 2188 nucleotides long. RefSeq names its product calcium voltage-gated channel auxiliary subunit gamma 5 (gene CACNG5). The coding region runs from base 822 to 1661 and encodes 279 amino acids. Gene Ontology annotation, cellular component: AMPA glutamate receptor complex; postsynaptic density membrane. NCBI's taxonomy places the organism in Eukaryota, Metazoa, Chordata, Aves, Gruiformes, Gruidae. The record is from RefSeq and is a predicted model, not a curated record. Gene Ontology annotation, biological process: positive regulation of synaptic transmission, glutamatergic; postsynaptic neurotransmitter receptor diffusion trapping; transmission of nerve impulse. The transcript has 9 exons. Gene Ontology annotation, molecular function: voltage-gated calcium channel activity; channel regulator activity.
AGGAGAGGUGGGCUGUCCCCGCCGGCGCCAUGUGAUGCCCUCUCCUCCCCGGGCUCUCCCGGCCCUCCCCGGCACGGAGCAUCCCCGAGGCCGACGGUCGCGUCCCGCCGCGGAGCAACGCCCGCGGGGCCGCUUUUAGGGCUGGUUCUUCCUGGCACGAAGCAGCGGGAGGCUCCUCGGUGGUAUCCGGAGAGUGGGUCUGACCUGCAGCACCACUGUCCCCGCCGCUGUCCUCGUGUCCCUCGCACCCCCCCGAACCUUCGUGGGGGAAAGGGCAACGAAGAAGAGGCCUCGCCGGAGCUGAAAAUGGUCCCUCCUGGACGCUGUUGGGAGACCCUGGAAGCUGCAGACGACCAGAAGCAACACAGCAAACCCAACCUAAAAACCGGGUGAUUUGGAAAGUUGUGUUAAAUCCUUCUGAUGCUGGAGUUGCUGCUUGGGAAGCGGCACGUCUCCUCUGAAGCACAGAAAAGGGUAGGAGCUGCCGGCGCGUGAUUGCGGAGCCGUGCCUGCCAUCUGCCUCGUGCAUCCUUCGUGUGAGUCGGUUGGAAGCAGAGAGCCGAGGCUGCGUCCUCUCCUACGGUCCAGGAGCUCUCCCCUGCCCGCUGCCGAAGCCACCCCACUCCCAGCGUCUCCCAGAGCCGCCCAGCAGCCACAGCAUCCAUCGAGGACCCUCCUCGCUGUGACACUUGCCUCGCAGUCGGUCUGCCAGAACCUGAGCUUCCCACCUUCGCAGCCAACGUCGCAGGUUUUCCACUUGCCAAAGCGUUGCUUCAGCUAGGGUUAAAAGAGCCGUCCCCGCCGUCACCUCGGCCCCCCCCAUGCUUUUGGGCAUGAGCGCCUGCGGCAGGAAGGCGCUGACCCUGCUCAGCAGCGUGUUCGCCGUCUGCGGCCUCGGCCUCCUGGGCAUCUCUGUCAGCACUGACUACUGGCUCUACCUGGAGGAGGGCAUCGUCCAGCCCCAAAACCAGACGGCGGAAAUCAAACUGUCGCUGCACUCGGGGCUCUGGAGAGUCUGCUUUCUGGCAGGUGAGGAGCGUGGCCGGUGCUUCACUAUCGAAUACGUCAUGCCCAUGAACAUCCAGCUGACGUCUGAAUCCACAGUCAACGUCCUGAAGAUGAUCCGCUCUGCCACCCCCUUCCCUCUGGUCAGCCUCUUCUUCAUGUUCAUCGGCUUCAUCCUGAGCAACAUCGGCCACAUUCGGCCUCACAGGACCAUCCUCGCCUUCGUCUCGGGGAUAUUCUUCAUCCUGUCAGGGCUGUCUCUGGUGGUGGGGCUGGUCCUCUACAUAUCCAGCAUUAACGACGAGAUGCUCAACAGGACCAAGGACUCGGAAACAUUCUUCAAUUACAAAUACGGAUGGUCGUUUGCCUUCUCUGCCAUCUCGUUCCUUCUCACGGAGAGCGCCGGGGUGAUGUCGGUUUACCUGUUCAUGAAGCGAUACACAGCCGAGGACAUCUACCGCCCUCACCCCGGCUUCUACCGUCCCCGUCUCAGCAACUGCUCCGACUACUCGGGGCAGUUCUUGCACCCGGACGCGUGGGCGCGGGGACGCAGCCCUUCGGAUAUCUCCAGCGAGGCGUCCCUGCAGAUGAACAGUAACUACCCGGCUCUGCUGAAGUGCCCCGACUACGACCAGAUGUCCUCGUCCCCGUGCUGAGCCCCAUCACCCUCGCGCCCGCUCCCACCCAAGCGCCAACGGUCGCCGCGUCCUGACUCUGUUUGUCUUUUGUUUUUUUCUUUUUAGGCCACUCUUUCAGGGCAAUUCUCUAUUUAUAGGAGCAUAAAUACAACCAGAGAUUGGUUAUAUAACCAAUAAUGUAACUUAGAGAAUUGGCAUAUUUUCCUUUUUUGGGGUUGUUUUUUUUUUUUUUUUUAUUCUUCCCUGCAUAACUAAAAAUCUCUCCAAAGUCCUCUUCUCUCAGCUCGUCCCGCUGAGCAAACAGCAGUUCUGCCUGGGGGAUAAAUCCAGGGUUGGACUCAAGAGCAGAAAAAAGAAAAUAGAGUAAAACUAAGAAAAAGAAAUUGUAUUUUCUUGGUUUAGGUAGGCUGCAAAAGUUUGUGCGUUUGACUGUAUCAUUUAAUUAUAGAUUUACUGGUCUAAGCACCAGCAGGCAUAAAAGAUUUGUGUAAAUUUCCAAGAAAUAGCCAUCAUAAGAAAAAUAUAAAUUUUGUCUUGAUUCAAUA